AUGCCGGGAUUAAUCCAAUUGAUUAAUGCCCUAAAUGCGUACAUUCGAUUGGCGUGGGCGGUGGUGUGGUUCACCAUGUGGGGAAUCUUUUUAUACGAGUUCUAUUUGAUUGUGAGCAAGUUUUUGAGCUACCCGACCGCGGUGAGAAUUUCGUUGGGAUAUAAAGGACGGGUAAGUUAGAUUAUGAUAAAACAAGGCAAACAAUUGAAUGUCUCGAAUUUUCAGGCAUUUCCAAUGGUCACAAUAUGCAACCAAAACCCUCUAAAAUACAGCAUUGUCAAGGAAAACAAGACCUAUUCUCAAGUGAAUGACGUCAUUGAAAUCCUAAAACGUUUGGCGGUAAAUGAUUAUCAGGAUUUGGACGACAACCCCCUCAAUAUUAACGUGAGAAAUUUUCGUUUUUUACUAAUAAAAUUACCAAUUUUUCUGCAGAAUAUUACCGGUAAAUUCGGCAAGACAACAUAUCUUCAGCAAGCUGCAACUCUGGCUAUAAAUCAGUUAACGGAUGAGCAACGAAGAUAUGCCGGUUUUAGCUUGGAUGACUUUGUGUUGGCGUGGUAUUUUAAUAAUCGAAAAGUUGACUCCUCUUUCUUUAACGAGUUUAUCGACCCUUCUUACGGCCUGUGUUAUCAGUUCAACUCGAAUCAAUCGCUGAAAACACUGUAUACGCAACGAGCCGGAAGUUAUUUUGGGCUGAGAGCGUUGGUAUUGGUCAAUGUAAGUUUGUCAUAUGAAAAUACGUAAAGUAAUAGCUUUAUGUAUAUAUGCAAUUAUUGGAGAUUUUUCAGCAAAGAUCUCCAGAUGGGACACUACAAUAUUUGCCGACGACAGAUCGGGCAGGACUGAAAAUUGGGCUGAAUUAUCAGAAUCAGGACCCGGCUAUGGAGAAUUACGCGGUCAAUGUUCCGGUGGGAACGGAGGCAAUGGUGUCGCUGGAAUUGGUAGGCUAAAUUGAGUUCAUAGAGAGGGCUGACACAGAUUUUUUUAAUUGAAAAGUCAUACGCUCUCCGUUUAUUCCAUAUUUUUUAAAACUAGUAGUUAAAAAGGUUAAUUUUUCAACUCAAACUUUGAAGGUCAUUUCCAGACCGAAAUCAACCGCGCUGUAGCGCCCUACGGAGACUGCGUUGACGAUGACACUUUGAACUACUACACUGGCUACAACUACACUCUAACUUAUUGUUUCCGCUCAUGCGUGCAAAAGCGAAAUAUCGAAGCUUGUGGCUGUGCCAACCCGUUGUACGCAAGGCCCUCAAAUUCAACGCUUUGCGGUCUACAAGAGCUGGAAUGCGUGUAUAACACGAGAAAAUUGCAAAUUAACGAUGGCAAUUUUAGCGUUGCAGCCGAUUGCGGGUGCAAUCCAUCGUGUGGUGAUACUGUUUUCGAUGUGAUAAUGUCUGUUGGGAGGUCGCCAAUGAGUAAUUUCGCUGUUCUAAGCGAUAUGAAUCAGGUGAGGAACAGUUUUUAAAAAGUUUUUAGGUCUCCUUGGCUGGUAUAAGAUAAAAAUGUCAUCGUUUUUUGAAACCAUCAUUAAAAUUUGCAAAACGCGCAGAUCUUUUUCAAACUUUGCAUAGGUCAUUGAUCAUAACGACUUAUCGAUUUCUCAAAAUUUUACCUCACGGUUUGCAGAUCCGCCCGAGAUAUUCACCGAUCUUUGUACCGAGAGAGCGUGGAAAAUGGGGAGAAACGGCCAGAGAAACUAGUAUUUUUGGCCUGUCCUUUGCAGAUUUUUCACAUUGAAUUACAUUUCCUAUCGACACGGUAUACUUAUCAUCAUAAAGAACCCAUUUUUUUGCCUCUCCUGCUCUCCACAUUUUGCAUACUCACUCGUUGAUAAAGAUUGUUGAAUAUCUCGGACGUCAAGGCAAGGCGCGAGCUAAAACUUUCAGGCAUUGAUAUGUGAAUGAGAACGAACAAAUGUGUAAAUGAAAAUAAUGACAAUCAUAGACUUUUUAUAAUUUUCUCAUCUCCUCUACCUAUUACAAUAUAAAAAAUUGAAAAAAAUGAAGUCUUGAAUCACCCCUUUUCCAGGCCUAUUCCUGCUCAACGUCCACCAUGUUUGCCUCCACAAAAGAAUGCAUCGCCUGGUUUCAAAAGAACUCCGCCGUGAUUAAUAUUUGGUACGAUGGACUGGACUACUCUCAGCAGUUUGAAGAGAGCUCGUACUCGAUUAGUACGGCUUCGAAUGACCUGGGAGGUCAAGCCGGCCUCUGGGUGGGGAUUUCAUUGAUCAGUGUGACAGAAAUCGUGGUGUUUGUAAUCUUUAUGGUGGUAUACUUAUGUCAUGGACGGAAACUGACUGAUCAUGACAUUACGGAUGUGAUUAGAGAGAAGGAAAGGAGAUUUCAGGUGAGAAAAUUUGAGGGAAAUUUGAAAAAAAUGUAUCCUCAAAACUUCAAAUUUUUUCAAAAAAUAAUUUGUUACAGACGUUUGAUUUUUGGCCCCUUCUUUAUAAAAAAAAACUGUACUCUGUUUGUCUAGGUCCUGCGCCGUCUGAAGGAAGAGCUGGAUACGCAGGAACUAAUGGAUGACGAGAUCGGGGUCCGUUUCCGUGCAUUCAAAAUGCGUGACGAACUGCAGCGUCUGGCGAGGAUAAAGGAAGGCCAAGAGUUGAACGAGAAGGCUGUUCAAAGGGCCAAACAAAAGCAACACCAAAAAUCAAACGAACACUCAACAUCCAAGGAGUUGCAGACUUGCUAA
Bursaphelenchus xylophilus (pine wood nematode) is the source of this 2697-nucleotide messenger RNA. The record is from the annotation of a GenBank genome assembly. Lineage: Eukaryota; Metazoa; Nematoda; Chromadorea; Rhabditida; Aphelenchoididae.